UCAAAAAUGGCGUGUGGAGAGUGAUUGUUGUUGUGAGCGGUAAUAUUUUAAUUAUAACUGUCAAAAAGUUGUGUUAUCGACGUUGUUGCUUUGUAAGGUUUUUCAUUGUACAUAUAACGAAUUUCGUGCACAAUCAUGAUUGGGAGUGGAGACUAUUGCGACAGAGAAGCUCUGAAGAGGAUGAUGAGUGAUUCAUGGGAUGGAAAAGCUGUCCCCUACUCGAACAAAUACGAGAUCGAGCAGGCAGUUAUGUCAAACCCAUUACUGCUGAAGCUAGAGCUACCUGAUAAAUCCAUCCUUGUGCAACGUUGUCAGCAACAGUCAAGGCUAAUGUCUAGGUCGAAAUCUGAGUCAUCGACGUUGUUCAUUGACGAUGUUUCUGAUUCCGAGUGUGAGCUGGAACUCACGGGGUGCCCUCUUGAGUGGCCAAUGGAAUCGAAAAGCUUUUCACUGAUGGAAUCGCCACCGUACGAAGACGCCAGCAAAAACUCAGAGUCAUCCGUGAGGGAUAAGCUGCGUGCUCUUCCUGCCGAUGAAGCAAGGACAGUACUAAAUGCUGUGGUCAGUAUGCUUGGUGUGUGCGGAUACGCAACCGAAAUCGACCCAGUAUGGGUGGCUUGUGAUGGGACGGACCCUCAAUAUACUGCAUUCCUGGGUUACCACAAAGGAGGCGGAGCCUGCUCCCGAGCUAUAGUCACUUGCAGAGGUCCAAUUGAAAGCAAAGAAGAUCUCCCUACCUAUGGCUGCAUCCAGAGGAAACACUUCUGGGGAUUGUCCCAGUCUCAUUCUCACACGACAAUGCACGUUCAUGCCAAAUAUGAUGUCCUCCAACACUAUGACCCGAUGAUGAGGGUGAGCAGCGAAGAAAUAAUGAUGCUUGAAUGCUCAUGGAACAAAGCAACGACCCUGCUCCAGCCCCCGCUGGCAGAUUCAACUUGUAACCUUACAAUCCAGAUUCUGCCAGGAAACGACCGCAGUCCAACGAGAUGUAUAUAUAAAGAACUCUCAAUCUUAAAGAGGCUCGUGGACAGUCUGAAGACGGGAGAAGUUAUAUGGGCACCCGACAUGUCAGGCCCGCCUUUCUUGGAAAAAGUGAAGAACAUGCUGAAAGGAACACGGAAGGGUAGCUUUCGGGGAAAAUCGGGAACUCCAUUCUUGGACGUUGGGUGGAAUUCCUCUGACUUCGACCUCUACAUCGAAACAGUGGUGGUGGGGAAGCGGCAAAUUGUAGACUUCACUGAUGAGAUGUGGAACAUUCUCUCAGGCUGCUCGUCAUUUCAAGAACUGAAAGAUGGGCUUACCCUUGUGUUUCGAUCUGUGCAGGCGGGAGAGAGCAGGCCUCUUAUAGUCCACAAGAACCAGACUACGGUGGGAAACAUCCUGCGGGAUAUGAGCCAGCAGUUACGUCCAGAACCAGCCAUGAUGGGCAUCACACCACUGCGUAUGCUGGCUGAGCUGGGGUUACAGAAACUACAAAGAGACUACCUCAACAUCUUCGUUGGUUUGGAGCUGGCAAGCCCAGACCAGCUGAACCCAUUCUUUCUGUCCCCCGGGGACCUUGCUGUGGCGGUGGCCGAGCUGUACAAGCUGCAAGCGGUCCUGGACAUGGUGAUGCUGUGUAAGACCUACUUGCACCUGCCCAUUCACUACCUCAGUGGGUACACUAGGGAAGCCCUGAAAUAUUUCAGCAAUGCUGAUAGAGGGAACUACAUUCACAAGUUCAAGUUUCCGGUAAAGGUGCCUGUUGUCAGGGUGGUGCUUGAAAACGUAUCUCCCAUGGAGUGGACGGCUUCGAUGAAAAGCCGUCAGGGAAACUAUACAGCUCACACUAUUACCCACAUCAGUACAGUUCCGCCCUUUGAUCACCUGAUCUCGGAAAAGACGUUUGAAGCGGCAAGGCACUCGAGGGAACCAGAUUAUUAUUGCACUAUCAUCUCCUGCACACAAGACAAGUUGAGAUAAGUCCUGCGCACAUAAGUUGUGAUAUCUGUACAGUGAUUUACGAGGGAGUGUCCAGGGGAGCAUCAUUGCGGAAAGUGUCCACGGCAAGCAGUUUUGGCCCUACUUCAUGAAUGAGUAUCCUCAGCAGCGGAAGAUUCCACAGUGUUUCGACAACAUCUUACACGUGCGACUGAUACAUAAUCAUUCUUGACAUCUCGCUUGAUGGCUGUAGUAUAUUUGAUAUUGAUUAUUGAUACAAUGAAUGGUAUUAUUUAGCCGUUUCUGAAUCCUGUGUGUCCUGCUAGAGUAUCGUAAUUUAGCUCAAAAUUUCAUUCAAGAUUGCAUUGUUAUCAAUGUCUCCUUUUGGUCUGUCCACUUAUCUGUUCAGCUAUAAAUUUUUGAACUUUCACUUAAUUUUUUUGCUUAGGAAAUCUACAAGAGAAACAAAUUAGUAUUUUUCGAAAUAGUAUGAGCAAACAUUCAUGCCAUCUCACAAACUUAGAAAAGCUAUCCAUAUAGCACUGCACAAAAUGCUUACUAGUCCACUAAUAAAACGUGUGUAAGACUAAAAUAGUUUGUGUAACUGAAAUUAUAGUUGGUCAAAAUUAAAUGAGAAUUCUUUAGCUGUUUCUGAUAGGGUGCUAUGCCUACGAUGGAAUUUGGGCCGAUGUGAACCAAUUCGUAUUUUGUACACAUUUGAAAGUUGGAAUGAUGUUCACAACUUUGCAGCCUAAUUCUUCAAGCAUUGCAUGCCUCUAGUUUUUUUAGCUGUUAUGUCUGUAUGUGUGUAACUGACUCGAUAUCUAAUUAGUUUUUUUACCUGGUCAUGUGUAUGCAAAUCAGCUGUGUUUCUUAAAUAUUUGCUAAAAUUUCAUGAAUUGUGCUUGAAAUGUAUUUUCCUUAAUUUUCUUUACCACCUGGUUUGAUACUACUUGCUUACUACAUUUCUUUACUGUAUACAAAACAUCAGUUUUUGAUGUGGAAGAAGCAUUUCGUUGUUUUGGCUCAUUACAUUUCACUUUUGGCAAA
Ornithodoros turicata is the source of this 2970-nucleotide messenger RNA. RefSeq names its product protein zwilch homolog. The coding region runs from base 136 to 1962 and encodes 608 amino acids. Lineage: Eukaryota; Metazoa; Arthropoda; Arachnida; Ixodida; Argasidae. The transcript has 16 exons. The record is from RefSeq and is a predicted model, not a curated record. Gene Ontology annotation, biological process: mitotic spindle assembly checkpoint signaling; protein localization to kinetochore. Gene Ontology annotation, cellular component: RZZ complex.